AUGACUUCAAGAUACCGCUAUACGCCGCGCCCGCCCCACGUCGCUCCCUCCGACGUCUCCGAGGAAUAUUCUUCCGACUACUCCUCAGACGCAGGGGAACAUCAACCCGGCGCCGAGCCCAACAACCGGCGUCUCCGCCAAGCGAUUCAUUACCUCGAGGUUGACGGCGGCAUCGACUCUGACCAGCUCUACAAAGAACGGUUGUACAAGAUCGACAGCGAGAUUCUCGAGAAGUUCCUAGACGAGGGUUACGCCUUUGACGAGGGCUUGUACGCUCGGCUGGAGGAGCUGAUGGAGCAGAAGCUGAACGCAAUCGAGGAGGCGGAGGCUGUGGCAAGGGAAGAGGACGAAUAUGAGCAAGAACAAGAGAUGGAGGAGGUGCGUUCACCGCGAGCGCUGCAUAGAGGUCUUGAGAGAAGCACCAGUUUCACGGAAGCCGGGCCCUCGAAGCUUCCAGCACUGCGAAUCUCUGGCGCCCAGAGCAUUUCCAAGGGAAAAGGGAAGGAGAAGGCCGAUGUUGGUCAGGAGAGGUCGACGCCCCGGUCAGCAGGUUCUACUGCCAGCCAAGUCGCAUGUGAAGGGCCAGGCAAGGGGAAAGGGAAGGCUGUCACACAAUCACCACGCACGCCAUCUACCCCCAGAGCGACCGGGCUACGCCCAGAAGUCUCUCGCCAGACCAAAUCAAUACCUACCACCGCAAAAACCGCAGCCGCCGGCACAAAGAAAGCCGCCAACAGAGCCGGCACCGGCGACGCGCCCGUCCGAGAAAUCCAAUGGCGCUACGGCGGGCCCCGCAACGACCCGGAGAUCUACCACCGCAACGCCCCGGACUCGCUGCCGUUUGGCGAAACGCUCGCUUUCCAGGAAUACGAGUCGCUGAUGAUCGACUACGAUCUCGCGCAGGGCCCGAUGCGCGAGGGUCCCGUCGAGACGCAUGUGGACUUCGACGUGGUGAGGCAGAGUAUGGGGAGCAAGGCCACUCCGUAUGAUAGCGGGUCGAGAUUCAAACUGAUUGACGACGACGAAGCUGUGCGCGCUGUGAGGAGCGGUUUGGAUAUUGAGGACGGACAGCGUGUUGGGCACGCAGGAGGAGGAAAGGGGAACUUGCUAGAGCAGGUGGUUGGCGAGUUCAACAGCGGGGAUAUGGAGCAUCAGGAGGAAAAGGAUUAUGUCCCGCGCGUGUUCCUGGAGGAGGUGCGGUUUCCGAGGGAGAUUGCGCCGAGGAGGACGUUUUCGCGGAGGGGAAGUACGGGGGGUCAGAGGACUGGGGCUGGUGGUGCGUCGGGUUCAUCGACGACUAGACUCCACCGUCCCAUCACCACAACCGCAGCUUCGGGGUCUGGCACUGGCACCAGACCCAGAGGAGCCAGAGCCACUCAGGCUGCAGGCGCAGGCGCAGGUCCAUCCUCCCGCGGUAAAGUCGCAGCAGCCGCGCAGUCCACUACCAAGCCGGCCCGACGACAUGCGGUACCCAUAUCCUCGUCCAGUCCCCGCACAAGCAGCAGCAACGUCGGCGUCUCGAUCCCCGUGACUCCACCACCCCCGCGACGCGCUGGUGCUGGUGCGGCAGGAUCGAAGAGGAAAGCCGAUGACGCUGUUUCCACCUCUGCUCCUGCUUCCGCUUCCGCGUCUGCGUCUGUCUCACGAUCAGCAACGUCGGAUCGUCGUCCGGCGAAGAAGGUCGCUUUCGCGCGCAGCAGGCUGGAGGAGGAAGAGGAAGAGGCAGAGAGAGGGGAUGGUUCGCCGCAGGAGACUCGUCCCGCCAAGAAGCAGAAGCAGGGGAGGACGACGACGACGAAGACGAAGACGAGUCCGCAUCUGUCGAGGCAGAGCGAGGCGGGGCAGAGAGGCAGGACGAGGAGCGGGUUGAGGUUUAAGCGCUGA
Westerdykella ornata is the source of this 1884-nucleotide messenger RNA. RefSeq lists its product as uncharacterized. The coding region runs from base 1 to 1884 and encodes 627 amino acids. Lineage: Eukaryota; Fungi; Ascomycota; Dothideomycetes; Pleosporales; Sporormiaceae. The transcript has 2 exons. The record is from RefSeq and is a predicted model, not a curated record.